UCCGUAAGAGGGCGUCUGUGUUGUGAAACUUUUGAAUCUACGCGCGCGACAUAAAUUCAACUUGCUUCCGCAGUCAUUUCGUGCUCGACGUUCCACGAUUUUAAGAAAAUAUUCGCGAUUUUCACGUGCAGGGGCAAUGUCGAACGAGACCAUCCAGCAAAUCGUCGAGGGAUAUGAAGGACGGCGACAUGAGUACCGCGAGGCUCGCAAGAAAUGCAAAUCGGAGCGGUUGAUUUUACAUCAUUUGAGUUUCAAUUGCAUACGCACUUAUGCAUUACGGUUGUUGCCCCAUAAUCGCGAUGUGAUUCUUUGCUUUGAACAUUUCAAAUAUGAUGCUAUAUGCAAUGUAGACGAGGUUAAAAAGCAGCGCGGACAAAAUGCAAAACCGCCGGAUCAUCUCAUCAUCCUGCAAUUGAAAUUCCUACAGAUGAAUACCUUCCUCAAUUUGGGCACAUUAGGGUACAUGGAUUUCACGGAUCGAUCUAUUGUUGCCGAGUGUAUUAAAGAAUACAUCGAAGAUUGUUUCCGGGCUGAUGUAAGGGUUAUUGCCAGUUGUUCUUCAGGACAACUUGAAAUGAUGACUAUUCUUGCAGAAUUACCAAUUAAAAAUUACAAAAAUGGUGAUCUACUUUCAUAUUCAGUAAGAGGUCGCGGACGUGUUAUGCACAUUUUGAUUCUCCUUGGAUGCUGAGAACGCUGAAAGCAAUGUUUUACACCCACGACGUUAUGUUUAAUCAUUCGGGUAAACCUUAUAUAGCCUCCUAUGACAAUGUCUCCGCACUGUUGAGUCUGCCGCGCUUGCAAGGGUUGUUAACAUCAGAAGUGUAUGAUAACACUUCGAAGAGCACCCGAUCAGCAGCGCAAACAUUCAGCAAAACAGUUUCAUACCUUCUGGAAGGCUUUUAUGAUCCUUAUGACAAAACUGAUCCGAAAUAUCCCGAAGCAAAAGGCACGAAAGUAUUUGUCCAAAUCAUGGAUCAACUUUUCGACUCUUUCAAUUCAACAUCGGCUCCACAAACAAAACCAAAACCUUUUCGACAACCUUUAAGUCUUCAUUCGGAUCACUGGACAUUAUGGGAUGAUUUUACUCCAAUUCUUGAUUCUAUGCGAUUCGCUCUUCGAUCUGUAUCAUUACUACCAGAUCCUCUUGAUAAAACUGAAGGAGAAUCUGAGGAAAUUCUAGGAGUAGCGCCGGAAACAGUAGAUGUUCUACAGGAACCUGUAAAUGGCAACGAUGAAGAUCCGCAGUUUAUCAUCAAAGCGCCUGAGGGUGCAGAUCGUUGUAAAGUGUAUUUAGCUUCAACUGAAGAUACAGUUGAGUGUGUAUCUGAUGAUGAAUACAAACCAUGUGAAGGCGAUAACAAUAGAAUGGUGCAUAUGCUGCAGAAACUCUUGAUUGACGUCAAAACAGGUAAACCUGCAUCGAGCAAUGGGAAAGACGUUGAUCAGAAGAGUCGUUAUCGUCAGGAGACUUUAACGAAAGAGUUGGAAAACCUCGUGCAUUGCAUGAAGUUGAUUAAAGGUGUUUCGAUUUAUGCGAAGACUAUAAGCAACAUCGAAACACUUCUUAUUGCCAUAGCAGAAAACAAUGCAGAGUUGCGUGAAUCGCGUGCGUCAAACAUUACUUAUGAAUAUGUUUCAUGGAAAUUUAGUAGGCAUUUGAAGAAACUUAGCUUUUUAUAUGAAGAUACCUAUGAUUAUUACAAUUUGUUUCAAACGGAGUUGGGGAAAAUAUUGGAUGUGAUGCGCUUUCUGAAUAUGUCUCUCUUUCAAUGCUGGAUGGCAUCGAUUGCGGGCAUGCGGUUAAUUUUUGCCGAACUUAACAAACGUCACUGUGAUGCGUUUAAUACGCGCAUGGUGAAUUGCGAUUUGAUUCAUACUUAUGUUGAGAUUCUGCGCGAUUAUAAUGGGUUAUUUCCGCGGAAGAUUGUUGAUAGGAAGGUGUACGGGGAGUUUUAUGAUUACGAUGUUUGUAUUCUGGCGUUGUCGGAGGAUUUUAAUGAGACGAUUUUGACGACUAUUAUGGAUGGUGCGCCAAUGCCAGAGGUACAGACGGCUACACGUAAUAAGAAAUCUAAAGGUGGUAAAAUCAAUCAAAAAUCAAGUUUGAAAGGAAACUAAACUCAAAGAAUAUUUCCAAGUGCCUUAUAGUAUAAGUUUGACCAGUUUUUUGAUCUAUUAAGAGUAUUAAUUUUAUUUUUCGUUGUUUUUGUUUAAAUGUGAAUGUUUAGUUUAUUUUUCGCGUUUUUUAGUUUAAGUUGUUUGCAAAUGAAAAAAAGUGCCAUGCACAGAUAUUUUUAUACAAAGAAACUUGUAAAAGCAUGUAAUACUAUAAUUAUCAGCAUUUUAAAAGGUU
Dalotia coriaria is the source of this 2356-nucleotide messenger RNA. RefSeq lists its product as uncharacterized. Lineage: Eukaryota; Metazoa; Arthropoda; Insecta; Coleoptera; Staphylinidae. The record is from RefSeq and is a predicted model, not a curated record. The transcript has 4 exons. Bases 685 to 2121 code for a protein of 478 amino acids.